AUGAGUGGUAUCGCAGAAAAAAGAGAAAAUGAUCAACACGAUAACGAAAAACAAACUAAAAAAAUAAAAUCGAAAACAAAAGAAUUACCUUUUGAGCAAUUAUAUUUAGAUAGAUUACCAAAUGCAUUAAUGUAUGAAAAAAGUUAUAUGCACAAAGAUAUUUGCACAUUUGUUACAGUCAGUAGAUCAGAAUAUAUUAUUACAACAGAUAUAUUGGGAUAUGUAAAGUUUUGGAAGAAACAACCAACAGGAAUAGAAUUUGUUAAAACAUUUAGAUCACACAACGGUCCAAUAUCAUCUUUAUCAAUUUCAUUCGAUGGUUCAUUAUUAUGUACAGUUGGUUUUGAUAAAAAUGUUAGAAUUUUCGAUGUAAAUAAUUUUGAUUUAAUAAAUUCUUUUAAAGUUCCAUUUUUGCCACUAACUUGCGAAUGGGCCUAUGGUGUUAACUCAAGUAAAACUUUAAUUGCAAUUUCUUCAAGAGAAUCAUCAGAUAUUAAUUUAUAUGAUUCAAAGUUAGAGUCUACAAAUAAUAAUAGUAAUAUUGAGCCAUUACAUAUCAUUAAAAUUCAUAAAAAACCAGUUCAUUUAAUGAAACUUAAUCAUCAAUUUAAUUGUAUUAUAUCAGCGGAUAUUGGUGGUGGAUUCGAGUAUUGGGAUAUAGAAGAACCAUUUGAAGAACCAAAAAAUGUUAAAUUUUCAUUCAAAUUAGAAACAGAUCUCUAUGAUUUCUUAAAGAACCAAACUAUACCAACAAGUUUAGAAAUUAGUGGUAAUGGUCGUUAUAUUUCAACUAUGGCUAGGGAUAAACGUAUUCGUAUUUUCCAUUAUCAAACUGGCAAACUUCAUAGAGUUUAUGAUGAAUCAUUCGAAGUUUUACAAAAGAUUCAAAAAUCAGAAGACCCAACCUAUCAUAUCGAUAACGCGGAUUUUGGCCGUAGAAUGGCAGUAGAAAAAGAAAUUGAUACAAUGUUUGAUAACUUUACAAAUAAUAUAACAACUAAACAAGCUCCACCAUUAAAUGUAAUUUUAUUUGAUGAAACCUCAAAUUUUUUAAUUUAUUCAACAUUGGUUGGUAUUAAAUUCAUAAAUAUGGUUACAAAUAAAGUUGUUAGAGUUUUAGGAAAAAUUGAAAAUUCAACAAGAUUUUUAGGUUUAUCAUUAUAUCAAGGUAAAAAUGAAGGUGAUGUUUCAUUAGGUACUAAAAAGAGAGAUAGCGAAAAUGACCCAACAUUAUUUUGUUUAGCAUUUAAGAAACAAAGAUUUUAUAUGUUUUCAAGAAGAGAACCAGAAGAGCACGAUAACCCAGAUUUAGGUAGAGAUGUUUUCAAUGAAAAGGUUACCAAGGAUGAACAAUUAUUAAUUCAAAAUGCUCAAAGACAAUUGCCAAGAAAUGCAGUUAUUCAUACCUCAGUUGGAGAUAUUCAUAUCAUGUUAUAUCCUGAUGAAUGUCCAAAGACUGUUGAAAAUUUCACCACUCAUUCAAAGAAUGGAUAUUAUGAUGGUAUAAUAUUCCAUCGUGUUAUCAAGGGUUUUAUGGUUCAAACUGGUGAUCCAUUGGGUGAUGGUACAGGUGGCACAUCAAUUUGGGAUAAAGACUUUGAAGAUGAAUUCAAUCGUAACUUAAGACAUGACAGACCAUUCACUGUUUCAAUGGCAAAUGCAGGACCAAAUACUAAUGGCAGUCAAUUUUUUAUUACAACCGUACCAGUUACAAGAUUGGAUAAUAAGCACACUGUUUUUGGUAGAGUUUAUAAAGGUACCGAUGUUGUUAGUGCAAUUGAAAAAGUUAAAACUGAUAAAGAGGAUAAACCACUUAACGAUAUAUCAAUUAUCAGCAUUAAAAUUACUCAAGAGGUCCCACCAGAAUUCCAGAACAAAAAAAUAUAA
This is a messenger RNA of Dictyostelium purpureum, 1887 nucleotides long. RefSeq lists its product as uncharacterized. Gene Ontology annotation, biological process: protein peptidyl-prolyl isomerization. The coding region runs from base 1 to 1887 and encodes 628 amino acids. The transcript is spliced from 5 exons. Gene Ontology annotation, molecular function: protein binding; peptidyl-prolyl cis-trans isomerase activity. NCBI's taxonomy places the organism in Eukaryota, Evosea, Eumycetozoa, Dictyosteliales, Dictyosteliaceae. The record is from RefSeq and is a predicted model, not a curated record.